CCUGGCGGCGCAGCGGAAGGUGGCGCUGGUGACGGGCAUCACGGGGCAGGACGGGAGCUACCUGACUGAGCUGCUCCUGUCCAAGGGGUACGAGGUGCACGGCCUCAUCCGCCGCUCCUCCAACUUCAACACCCAGCGCCUCGAUCACAUCUACCACGACCCGCACGCGACGCCCUCCGCCGCGCGCCCGCCGAUGCGCCUCCACUACGCCGACCUCUCCGACUCGUCCUCCCUCCGCCGCGCGCUCGACCACGUCCUCCCCGACGAGGUCUACAACCUUGCUGCCCAGUCCCACGUCGCCGUCUCCUUCGAGGUCCCCGACUACACAGCCGACGUCACCGCCACCGGCGCGCUCCGCCUACUCGAGGCUGUCCGCCUCUCCGCCAAGCCCAUGCGCUACUACCAGGCGGGGUCCUCGGAGAUGUUCGGCUCCACGCCGCCGCCGCAGAGCGAGACCACGCCCUUCUACCCGCGGUCACCCUACGCGGCCGCCAAGGUCGCCGCGCACUGGUACACCGUCAACUACCGCGAGGCCUACGGGCUCUUCGCGUGCAACGGCGUGCUCUUCAACCACGAGUCCCCCCGGCGCGGCGAGAACUUCGUCACCCGCAAGAUCACCCGCGCCAUCGGCCGCAUCAAGGUUGGGCUCCAGACCAAGGUCUUCCUCGGCAACCUCUCCGCCGCCAGGGAUUGGGGCUUCGCCGGGGAUUACGUCGAGGCGAUGUGGCUCAUGCUCCAGCAGGACAAGCCUGGCGAUUAUGUUGUCGCCACCGAAGAGUGCCACACGGUGGAGGAGUUCUUGCAGGCUGCUUUUGGGUACGCCGGCCUCAACUGGAAGGAUCAUGCGGUCAUUGACAACAAGUACUUUCGCCCUUCCGAGGUGGACUGCCUUCAGGGAGAUUCAUCCAAGUCGAGGAGAGUGCUUGGGUGGAAGCCCAAGCUUGGCUUCCAGCAGCUAGUGGAGAUGAUGGUAGAUAACGACAUCGAGCUCGCCACGAAGGAGAAGGUCCUUGUGGAUGCUGGCUACCACGACAUCUAGCCUUGGAGGGGAUUAUCUUCGACAAGAUCAUCGUCGUG
Triticum aestivum (bread wheat) is the source of this 1077-nucleotide messenger RNA. RefSeq names its product GDP-mannose 4,6 dehydratase 2-like. Bases 194 to 1039 code for a protein of 281 amino acids. The transcript has a single exon. Gene Ontology annotation, molecular function: GDP-mannose 4,6-dehydratase activity. Lineage: Eukaryota; Viridiplantae; Streptophyta; Magnoliopsida; Poales; Poaceae. The record is from RefSeq and is a predicted model, not a curated record. Gene Ontology annotation, biological process: 'de novo' GDP-L-fucose biosynthetic process.